Molecule: messenger RNA, 972 nt
Organism: Cajanus cajan (pigeon pea)
Lineage: Eukaryota; Viridiplantae; Streptophyta; Magnoliopsida; Fabales; Fabaceae
Product: chalcone--flavanone isomerase 1B-1
Biological process (GO): flavonoid biosynthetic process
Molecular function (GO): chalcone isomerase activity
Source: RefSeq, a predicted model, not a curated record
AUGAUUUUUAUGGUUGAAACGCCUUCUAUAUAAACCAUUUUGCUUCAACAUAUUUCCAACAAAACAUUCUCUCCGGUGCUGCAGCUAGGUCUAGUGUUACAAAUUAUAUGUCAUGGUGGCUGAAACACUAUCCAAUGUCACUGGAGUCAAAGUGGAGUUCCUUGAAUUCCCUGCGACGGUGACACCUCCGGGCUCCACAAAAUCCUAUUUCCUUGGUGGCGCAGGGGUGAGAGGGAGGAAUUUUAAUGGAGAAUUUGUGAAGGUGACGGCAGUGGCGGUUUAUUUGGAAGACAAGGCCGUGACGUCACUCGCUGCCACGUGGAAGGGCAAGAGUGCAGCUGAGUUGCUGGAAUCCCUUGACUUCUACAGAGAUAUCAUCAAGGGUCCCUUUGAGAAAUUAAUUCGAGUGUCGAAUAUAAGAAAAUUGGAAGGUUCGGAAUACGUGAGGAAGGUGUCAAAGAACUGUAUGGUCCAUAUGAAAUCUGUUGGGACUUAUAGUGAUGCAGAAGAAAAGGCCAUUGAGGAACUGAGAAAUGCCUUCAGUGUUCAUAAUUUCCCACCAAGUGCUUCUGUUUUCUACAAACAAUCACCCACUGGAACAUUGGGGCUUAGUUUCUCGAAAGAUGAGACAAUGCCAGAAGAUGAAUAUGCAGUGAUAGACAACCUGGCACUCUCAGAGGCAAUUCUGGAGACUAUGAUCGGUGAGAAACCAGUUUCCCCUGCUUUGAAAGAGAGUUUGGCUUCAAGAUUCUGUGAGUUUCUCAAAGAGGCCAAUCCCAACACUGAAACUCAUAACUGAUAGUCGCACCAGAUAUAUACCAACAAUCUUUAGUGUGACAAUUGGGGAAAAAUAAAAAUAAUGUAAGAGACAUCUAAAUCUCAUAAAUAAAUAUGUAUAAUGUUGUUCCCGCAUGCACGUUGUGGAUUUGUACCCCAUAUUAAUUUAAAUGAAUAGUCAUUCCUAUUCUUUUU